AUGAAUAAAAAUUAUGUGAAAGAUUGUAAAGUUUGUGGAUCAACAAAAAAUGUUUACAAUCAUUAUUGUGUCCGUACAUGUAAAGCAUGUGGAGCUUUCUUUACUCGUUAUCUCGAACAAAAAGAGGGGAAAUAUGAAUGUGUUUGUUUAAUAAAAACAACUGAAAUUAAAAGUAAAAUUGUUGUUGAUAAAAACACAAAUAAAGAAUUCCGGUUAGUUUGUAAAGGGUGUCGACUUGAAAAGUGUCUUGCUGUUGGAAUGAAAAAACCAAGUAAAAAAUUAAUUUAA
Meloidogyne enterolobii is the source of this 288-nucleotide messenger RNA. Lineage: Eukaryota; Metazoa; Nematoda; Chromadorea; Rhabditida; Meloidogynidae. The record is from the annotation of a GenBank genome assembly.